ACAAAGAUGGCCACGGCAGUAUCACAGCGCGUGACGUCACGUCUGGCCGGAAGUAGAUGCGUGAAUCCUUGUCAGGAUCAGGAAGUGUCCUGUAAACAUGGAGGCCGGGUCCCUGCCAGCUGUCAUUUAACUCAGUUCUUCAUCCCUGCGGUCCGGCCAUGAUUCCCUUUACCGUCAAUAUUAAACUGUCCACCAGGACGCUGACCGGAGCUCUCACCCAGCACAACAAGGGGGCGCUAGACUGGGGCUGUCAAGGCCUAAUUGCUUAUGGCUGCCACUCACUGGUCCUUGUGGUGGACCCCAGCACCGCGCAGACACUUCAGGUCUUAGAAAAACACAAAUCUGAAGUGGUUAAGGUUAAAUGGGCCAGAGAAAACUAUCAUCAUAAUUUGGGCUCACCCUAUUCCCUACGUUUAGCAUCUGCUGAUGCCAGUGGAAAAAUUGUGGUGUGGGAUGUUACAACUGGUACAACUCGAUGUGAAAUACAAGAACACUCUAAACCCAUUCAUGACAUGCAGUGGCUGUGGAGUCAGGAUGCCUCUCGUGAUCUGCUGCUGGCGGUUCACCCUCCUAAUCUCAUUGUGCUGUGGAAUGCAGACACCGGAACCAAACUAUGGAAGAAAAGCUAUGCAGAGAACAUCCUGAGUUUUUCUUUCAAUCCUUUUCAGCCUUCACAACUUGCCUUACUUACAAGUGAGGGCAUUGUAUUUGUAUCCGACUUUUCACCAUCUAAACCUCCAGCAAGUAGUGGACGCAAAGUUUAUAUCUCAAGCCCUCAUUCCAGCCCUGCACAUGCAAAGCCGUUAUCUGCAACAGGUGCUAAGAAAGCGCUGAACAAGGUUAAGAUCCUCAUCACCAAUGAGAAGCCUAGUGCUGAGGCUGUAACCCUGAACGAGUGUUUGCAGUUAUCUUACAUGCCUUCGAAACGCAACCACAUGCUAUUGCUCUAUCCCAGGGAAAUCCUCAUCCUGGACCUGGAGGUCAACCAGACUGUGGGAGUUGUAGCGAUUGAGAGGACAGGAGUGCCGUUCUUGCAGGUGACCCCUUGCUUUCAGAGAGAUUUACUAUUCUGUCUGCAUGAAAAUGGGUGUAUCACAUUACGUGUGGGCAGGCAAGGCUGUGGAAAUUUGGGAGCCCCAAAUGAAGAGGGAGAGUCUGAUCCAGUGCCGGAGAUGACUUAUGAUUUGCGCUGUCAAUGUGAUGCUAUUCGGGUUACUAAGACAGUGCGCCCAUACAGCAUAACCUGCAACCCUAUUAAUGAGAAUGCUGUCGCCCUUAUUAUCAGCGAUGGAAGGGUCAUGAUUUGGGAGCUGAAAUCUAGUGUUCCUGGGAGAAAGAUGCGCAAUACCAGUGGCUCAAAUGCAUGCACAUUAUAUGCUCCACUGUCAUUCUGUGGGAAACCAGUGGAGCUUCUGCUGAAGAAACGUCCAGAUCUCUCACUCGACAGUAUGAUUGCAGGCCAGAGCCUUUCUGACUCUCAGCAGUCUGUGAGUCCUCAGGAAGUGCACCUCAAGUUUCUGCUCACUGGCCUCCUCUCUGGAUUGCCUCAGCCCCCGUUUGUGGUGAGAAUGUGCCCUCCCCUCACCACAAAAAAUAUCACACACUACAAACCCCUCCUUGCUGUCGGUACAAGCAAUGGUUCAGUCUUUGUGUAUAAUCUAACCAGUGGACUGCUUCACAAAGAGUUAAACAUACAUUCCUGUGAGGUCAGAGGCAUCGAAUGGACCAGUCUCACAAGCUUCCUGUCAUUUGCUACUUCAACCCCAAACAACGUGGGGCUGGUGAGAAAUGAGCUGCAGCUCGUUGAUCUUCUUACUGGUAGAAGUAUGGCUUUUAGAGGAGAGAGGGGCAAUGAUGAACAACCAAUGGAAAUGAUUAAAGUAUCUCAUCUGAAGCAAUAUCUGGUCGUGGUAUUUAAAGACAAGCCAAUGGAAUUGUGGGAUAUCAGAACGUGUACCCUGCUGCGGGAAAUGUCCAAGGUCUUCCCUACUGUAACAGCCUUGGAGUGGUCGCCUUCUCACAAUCUGAAGAGUCUUCGCAAGAAACAUAUGGCAGCUCGCGAGGCAAUGGCACGUCAGACAGUCUCUUCAGACAGCGAAGUGAGCGGCGUUGAGUCCUCAGUCAUCAGUCUGUUACAGGAGGCCGAGAGCAAGUCGGAGCUGAGCCAGAAUAUCUCUGCGCGGGAACACUUCGUGUUUGCAGACACAGAUGGGCAAGUUUAUCACCUUACUGUGGAAGGAAACAGUGUGAAAGACAGUGCCAGGAUCCCUCCGGAUGGCAGUAUGGGAAGCAUCUCCUGCAUAGCUUGGAAGGGGGACACAUUGGUCCUGGGAGACGUGGAUGGAAACUUAAACUUCUGGGACUUGAAAGCCCGCGUUUCAAGAGGAAUACCAACCCGCAGGAAUGGUGUAUGGAAAAUUCGCUUUGCUCCAGGCAAAGGCAACCAGAAGCUUAUUGUACUGUACAAUGAUGGGGCAGAAGUUUGGGAUACAAAGGAGCAGCUUCAGAUGGUGAGCUCCAUACGCACUGGAAGAAAUAUGAAUUAUCGUGUAAUGGAUGUGGACUGGUGCUCUUCGGACAAAGUCAUCUUAGCUGGCGAUGAUGGUUGUAUCAGAGUCCUGGAGAUGUCCAUGAAAUCUGCUUGCUUCAGAAUGGAUGAACAAGAGCUGCUGGAUCCCGUGUGGUGUCCUUACCUACUUCUUCCAAGAGCGUCCCUUGUCCUUAAAGCUUUCCUGCUGCACCAGCCCUGGGGGGAAAAGCACUCCUUAGAUAUUUCCAGCGUUGACUACCCAGAGCACGAUGACAUCAAGAACCUGAUCCAGCAACAGAUCAACGCCUUGACCAAUGAUAUCAAGGAUCUUAUUUUGGACACAGAUUUUACUCUUCUGCAGAGGUGCCUACUUGUUGCAAGGUUAUAUGGCGAUGAGUCAGAGCUGCACUUUUGGACUGUGGCAUCCCAUUACCUUCAGGUUUUCCAAAGUGACGCACCUCAUGUUAACAUUUCACCAAACCCCUUGGACAUCUGUUAUGACCUCCUGUGUGAAAAUUCCUACUUCCAGAAAUUCCAGUUGGAUAGAAUUUGUCUACAGGAGGUGAAGCGUUCAAGCUAUGACCAUACAAGAAAGUGUGCAGACCAACUUCUUCUCUUAGGACAGACAGACCGAGCUGUACAGCUACUUCUAGAAACCAGUGCUGACAAUCCACAGUAUUACUGCGAUUCCUUGAAGGCAUGCUUGGUUACUACAGUAACUUCCUCCGGACCCUCCCAGAGCACAAUUAAGUUGGUAGCAACCAACAUGAUCGCCAAUGGGAAACUGGCAGAGGGGGUGCAGCUGCUCUGCCUUAUAGACAAGGCUGCAGAUGCCUGCCGCUACCUCCAGACAUAUAAUGAAUGGAACCACGCUGCCUGGCUUGCAAAGGUGCGACUGAAUCCAGAGGAAUGUGCAGAGGUCAUGAAGCGAUGGGUUGACCAUCUCUGUUCACCGCACAUCAACCAGAAAUACAGAGCAAUCCUUGUUCUCCUUUCCCUUGGCUGCUUCAAAAAAGUUAUUGAGAUGCUACACAGCAUGAGGUGUUUUGACCGUGCUGCCUUGUUUUUGGAAGCCUGUCUGCAGAACUCCGCAAUUGAAAUCAGCGAUGAGACCAAUAAACUGAUCUCAGCAGUGUUUGCAGAUUAUGCACGCACCCUCCGCUCUAUAGGUUUCACCCAGGGAGCUCUGCGAUUUGCUCAAAAGUCAGGAGAUGCUACGGCCUAUUUAGUUUCUGAGCUUCAAAGCAACAAAUCUGAAGAUGAAAAAUGAUAUAAUAAUUGAUCUAUUGCACAUCUACUGAAAAUCAACAGAAUGAAGAAAACCUGGAAGAGUGUUCCUCACAAUUUCGACAGGUUGUUGCACUAAAUACUGUAUUUGUUCACACCAUGCUUGUUACUUUACGCCAACAUUGAAUAUGGAACUUCACCAUGCAGUCAAUUAUUUAUAAAUGACAGGACCAGACACCUAGACAUUCCAGUAUGACACAGUAUGCAGGAGAUUCAGGGCAAUUGCUAUAGUCUCCAAGCAGUAUAGUGCUGAGACAUGGGGCAACCCUGCUUAGUCCUGUGCAGGUGGGGUACCUGAUUUUCAGUAAAGGUUGGCUUAAAUAGUAACUAUAAUUUAAGGUUUAUAUGGAAAAACAGUGUUCUAAAAAAAGUUGCAGUUUCCCAUAGCAACACAUAGAUUCCAGCUUUAGUUUCUCAUAGGAAAUAUGAUUGGUUGCUAUGGGCAACUGAUUCACAGGUCCUCUGCACAAGGUUGUAUAAAGCUCCCCCCAAAAGUACUGUAUAUAGUGAUAAUAAAGGAAAUGCACCCGAUAUGUGAUUAUAAAAUGUAUCCACACAGGGUCUACACGAGGCACGUCACUGAGCAAGCCUCUCUUAAUCUUAUAUGCAGAUUGAGCAAAGUUCCAUUACUUAUACUGAAAUUGCCAGGGAAGGGAGUUACAAUUGUGCUAAAAUAUACUGUACAGCUGUUUUCCCCAUCUAGGACAAUGUGGCCUUCUCUACCUUCAGUUUCCUUAGCUCAAAUAAUACAUAAAACACUAUAAAAAUGCUAUGUACAUCUUUGCAAACCUUUUUAUUGUUCCAAAGCCUCUAAAAUAAAAAUAAAAAGAUAUUAACUUUGAGAUAAAUUACACUUCCCUUCAUCUGUCCUCUACAUAGAUCCAAUAACUUAUUAAAAAGCAGUGAAAAGAUGGAGUAUGACUGCACAAUCAGACUACACGUGGUGUUUGCAGUCUGUUACCAUGGAGACAGAUAGGUCUGCCUGGAAACCAAAUGAUAGUACAUUUUAAAUCAAGACUAUUUGCUUCAUGGAGGAUGCUUUGGAACAGCAUCAAAAAUUGUUGUAAAGGUGAUAUGGCAUUUAAAUAUAUGUUGCACUAGUAAUCGUAGCGCCCUGGUACCUGGAGGAAUUUGUAUAGCAAAGAAAGACCUUAUAUUAUUGUACAGCAGAGUCUAAUGUGCUAGCCAGUUAGAUAGCAGCCGUAUCAGAUGCCGCAAAACUAAAAUUGUGUAAUAUGUCUAGUGUACAUACAGUGGGGCAAAAAAGUAUUUAGUCAGCCACCAAUUGUGCAAGUUCUCCCAUUUAAAAAGAUGAGAGA
Molecule: messenger RNA, 5136 nt
Organism: Hyla sarda
Lineage: Eukaryota; Metazoa; Chordata; Amphibia; Anura; Hylidae
Gene: WDR11
Product: WD repeat domain 11
Exons: 29
Coding region: 159-3800 (1213 amino acids)
Cellular component (GO): cytoplasm
Molecular function (GO): protein binding
Source: RefSeq, a predicted model, not a curated record